ACUUUGAUGCACUCAACACCAAUCACUUGGAGCUUAUGCUUGGAGAUGAACGUUUUGCUAUUAAUGCUUGGUCUAGCUUACAAAUUGAUGCUGUUGGUGCAAUGGAUGCACAGGAGUACGAUUCAACCAUAUUCGGUGUUCUGGAGCUGAAGGAUGAGUAUAAGGAGGACAUUGCUAGGGAAAUGGGUUUGUUUGGCGGUCCUAAUGGUUUUGAAGCUUGGAUGAAUCUUAAUACACAUCCUUCUUGCAAACAGAAGCAACGGAUCAAAGCCUACACCUUAAUGCAAACUUUUGCAUCAGGCCUCAAUGGUCUGUUGAGCAAUCUUGUGCAAGGCAUGACUGAAUCAGCUGAUACCGAUACUCGAAAAUGA
This is a messenger RNA of Lolium rigidum, 371 nucleotides long. RefSeq lists its product as uncharacterized. The transcript has 3 exons. The coding region runs from base 36 to 371 and encodes 111 amino acids. Lineage: Eukaryota; Viridiplantae; Streptophyta; Magnoliopsida; Poales; Poaceae. The record is from RefSeq and is a predicted model, not a curated record.